Molecule: messenger RNA, 1416 nt
Organism: Neocloeon triangulifer
Lineage: Eukaryota; Metazoa; Arthropoda; Insecta; Ephemeroptera; Baetidae
Exons: 5
Coding region: 88-906 (272 amino acids)
Source: RefSeq, a predicted model, not a curated record
GACAAACAGCUCUCAGUCGACCGCACGCGUGCAAACUCGCUACACACCGGCACGGUACCUCCACCCCACAACACACCACACCACACGAUGCGGUCACUUUUUGCGGCGACGGUGCUCGCGGCGGCCUUGGUUGUGGCGACGCCGGCCACGGACCCGUCGACGGAGCCGCACUCGCGCCAGAAGCGCCUCCUCUGGUUGACCCCCGACGGCCGCCUCGCGCUGCCCCCCGGCACCUCGCUCGUCAUCACCCCCUCCCUCUCGCUGCCCUUCGUCAGGUACCCGCCCGAGGGAUUCUUCUCCAACAUGACCAUCAGCCUGCCCUUCACAAUCGACUUUGACACCCUGGGCUUGACCGACAACGCGAACCCUUACGGCGUGUUUCCGCCGAUUCUGGCGCGCAGCAUGGGGCGGAUGGCCGGCGACGCCAUCACCUCGUACGUCUCGUCGAUGCUGGAAAGCCGGACGAAGAGGAACGCGGCGCCGUCGGGCCCGGCGCCGUCGGCCGUCAGGUCGGCGCUGAUGGGCGGCGAACGCGCCCUGCUCUACAAAACCCUGGAGGAAUUCCUCGCCAACCUGGGCAUGGACGGCAAGGCGUGCGUGCUCAGGGCCAUCUGCGAGGUGCACGGACACCCUCUCGACAACUACGGCCUCCUCGGCGAAUUCCUCAGACUCUUCCUCACGGCGAGUAAGUCUCCAGUUUCCGGUCUGCUUUCCGAGUACGUGGAAGCGGAAAAGCGAGGCCAGGGAGACGGCGGCGAGUGCUGGCGCUACCACCGCGACUGUCCCAAGUCCCUCUUCAGAUGGAAGUCCAAUUACCACAGAUUGCCGGAGGAGCAGGGGGAGGAGGUGGAGUCGGACGAGGUGAACCAAGUGGUGACGCUGGAGCGCGAGGCCAAAUUGAUGUAGAGCAAAAGUAGCGUGUCUGCAGCAGGCGCGGCGCAUUAAACAUGUAAUAAAUUGAAGAGAUUUUGCUCAAACCACUGGGGGGAGAAAAGGGGUCGCAGAUGUAUUUCUGCUGCGGUGCUUAACACCGAAAUGAAUUAAUUACCGCAGCAUUGAUAUCGCAUCCGCGCGGUGGAAGCUAAAGAAUGUAUCAAAGUUACAAUAAUUUUUCACUGCUGUGAUUCAGUACGAGAGAGUGUGCGUGUGGAGAAAAAUACUUUUGUGUGAAAAAGAAAGAAAGUGAGCAACAAUUCUUCUGCGAUCUUCCAAAACAAGCAUUUUUACGUUUAAUUAAAAAGCUUCCUCUUGUAAAUAAAGUACUUUAAAUUAAUUAAUUUAUAUAUUCUUGUGUGUAUAUUUGUGAGAGAGUUUAUUUUUGUUAUCAUGAAAAGCGUUCGAGCACGAAAAGUGGAGCGCCUCGUUGAAUGUGAAAAAUAAAUCAGUCAAACGCAAAUAAACAUAAUAUAUUGUAUA